UCACCUGCACCCAUAAUCUACUCCCAACACCAUCCCCUGCACCCAUAAUCUGCUCCCAACACCUGCUACCAUCACCUGCACCCAUCACCAUCACCUGCACCCAUAAUCUGCUCCCAACACCUGCUCCCAUCACCAUCCCCUGCACCCAUAAUCUGCUCCCAUCACCAUCACCUGCACCCAUAAUCUGCUCCCAACACCUGCACCCAUCACCAGCUCCUGCAUCCAGCAUCUUGCACCCAUUACCUGUACCCAUCACAUUGCACCUGAGCCACACACUGCUGGGCACCUGUACCUGCCCCUAACCCACCUGCCAUACAAUCGCCUGGCACCGACCUCUCCUGGUUUUUAUAUCCUCAUUAUACCUACAACUCUCUUCUGCAUCAGCUCAUUAUUAUUAUUAUUAUUACUUCUCCUUUACCUCAUUCUGUCAUUUAGCAGCAUCCACAGGGUUGCACUGACUCACAGGCUCCUCUGUGAUUUUCUAGCAUUUUUUGAAGCUAAGUAGAAGGAAUACUUUUUCAUCAUCAUCCAUUAUACAUACAAAUAUAUAUAUAUAAUAAUAAUAUAUAUUUUGCAGUGCUGCACAAUCGGUCCCAUUUAGAAAAAUCACACGUGCUUCCAAAAGUCCCCCAAGCCCAUUAGAAAAACCAGCGUAUUGAUCAUAGGAAUUAGCUGUGAGUAUAACACACUGGAGACCACAAUAAGUAUAUGAUUCAGCUGCAGUAGUGGUAGCUGGACACUGAGGUUUAUCUAUGCACACUUCUGUCUAGGUUCUGUCACUUUACCCCCCUCUCCCACACCAUUGAGCUGACAGCAGCUUUAUCACUGAAACAAGCUCAAACACCCAGUACAAUGUCAAUGUUACCGUUUGUGAGUCGGACUGCUCUGCGCCCUGCUGUGUAUCUGAAGACAUGGAGCAGGCUAGGGGUAGGCAAGCAACAGUGCACCGGGGGCGCAGCCAUGCUGAGCUGCAGGUUGUUGGGCACUCACCCAAGAAAGGAGCCUAUUGAAUCCCUAAACACAGCUCAAGGGGCCAAGGACUUCAUCUACAGCCUGCACGCCACUGAGAGGAGCUGCCUCCUGCGGGAGCUGCACAAAUUUGAAUCUAUAGCAAUUGCACAAGCCUCCCGAUAUCCCAAAACCCACCUGUACAAGAAAAGCCGGAUUGAUGAGUUACCUUCAGAAAAGCUGGAAGUCGACCCUCCUUCUUCGGGGCAGCUAAAGCACGUUUUAUUCCACAAUGCACUUCCAUUCAUAGGAUUUGGCUUCUUGGACAAUGCCAUCAUGAUUGCUGCCGGGACACAGAUAGAACUGUCUAUUGGGGUCGUUUUAGGAAUAUCCACCAUGGCAGCUGCUGCCUUAGGAAACCUAGUGUCAGAUUUAGCAGGACUUGGCCUUGCAGGUUAUGUUGAAGCCAUAUCUUCUAGACUGGGUCUGCCUAUCCCUGACCUGACACCGAAACAAGCAGAUAUGUGGCAAACACGUCUUAGUGCCCACUUGGGCAAAGCAAUAGGAGUGACCAUUGGCUGCAUACUAGGAAUGUUUCCCCUUUUGUUCUUUUCAUGGGACGAAGAGGAAAAUGCAGAGAAGAAGAAAUAACAUUGACUGUCCCGGUGAAACCCAUGACUCUGUAUAGUUUGCAGUGCACAGAAAGUAAGGCUGGGACCUGUACGUGGGAACAAAUGGCUUUCAGAAUGUUAAGUGCACUUCCUCCGAUCAUAUGACAUUCAUUGACUUCCUAUUUAUAUGCAGAGACAUGGCAAACCUUGCCUGUGACUUCCAGGAAAAAAAAGCAAGUGUUGUGUCAUUGAGGGUCUGAACAGUUUUUCAUCCAUAGGGAUCUCCAGCUUCUCCUGAACUCCAGCUCUUAGUCCUUGGCUGCUAGAGGGGGGAGCUAAGAGUUGUAGUUCAGCAACCUGCUCCUUUCAUUGGGACCCUUUAUAUAUUGCAAACACUAACUAGGUACAGGCUCUUCCCAAUAAAAACUGUACCUGCAAGUGGUCUUGCGUGAGACAUUAUUUAGUAGCAUUCAGAAGACCCACAAGCACAAGUUUGCAACCCUCUAUAUUGUUAACAUAAAACACUAAACGGCACAAGAAGAAUGGACUUUUGCUGAGCCCAUCAACUUACUGAUCCACCAUAGUGUUGGUGCCUUUCGCAUUCUUUACUUUCUAUGAGAGCAUUCCCUCCACUACAGGCCCGGACUGGCAAUCUGUGGGUUCUGGCAAAUGCCAGAGGGGCUGCUGUAAGAUGCCAUAGACAAUAACUAUUUAGUUGGCUGAUAGUGGCUGUUGGGACCUCAAUGUGCCUAUUUGGACUCCCACUCCAGACCUGACUAGCCCAUUGUGCAAGCUGGAAUGGAAGUUCAUUGAUUAAAUCUAUAAUUUCAUGAUAUAUUUUCUAAGCUCCUUCUCCAUUAUGGAUUUGCCUAACCCAGUGAUCCCCAAACAGUGGCUUGUGAGCAACAUGUUGCUCUCCGACCCCUUGAAUGUUGCUCCCUGUGGCCUAAGAGAAUGUACCAUUAACAACCCCCCUCUAAAUUCGAUCCUGUAGCCAGGAAUUGCAUCAAUUAAAUCUAUGUCCACAGCAUAUUAGUUACAUCUGGGGGUUACUAUUGCCGCCUCAGUAGAUUUUUAGGAAGAACUACCAGCUUUCCGUGGCACUUAGGAUACUUCCCCUCCUGCAAUUUAUUUCUCUUAGGCAAAUGCAUAAAUUGCUGGGGCUUUAUAAAUACCUAAUGAUGAUCAUUUCCCUUAAGAACCCAUUUACCCAUAAGGAUUUCCCGUAUGGUUUGAAACGAGUCGUAUAACUUUCUUAUUGCAUGGUUUUAAUUGCUCACUGUGCUCAGCUGGAGCUGCAUGCCUCAUCUUUAUAACUCCAAAUAUAAAUCCAUUAGCGUAUUCAAAUGUAAAAAUCAUUUGCUUCCCUUUAACUUGGAAAAAAAUGUGUACAUUCACCGGAACACUGCCCUGUUCCCUUAUAAUUCAUGUAUUUAAUCCAAUGAUGUAGUCUCAGUGAUACUCAAAUUGGUUCUUAUCUUUUAUAUUAUAAAGAAGACAGAUAAGAAAUUAAAGUUUGAAGCAAUGGGACUCCGUA
Messenger RNA from Xenopus laevis (African clawed frog), 3096 nucleotides. RefSeq names its product transmembrane protein 65 (gene tmem65.S). The record is from RefSeq and is a predicted model, not a curated record. The coding region runs from base 853 to 1599 and encodes 248 amino acids. NCBI's taxonomy places the organism in Eukaryota, Metazoa, Chordata, Amphibia, Anura, Pipidae. The transcript has 8 exons.